This is a messenger RNA of Bombina bombina (fire-bellied toad), 2140 nucleotides long. It is a transcript of the gene HEXD, whose product is annotated as hexosaminidase D. The record is from RefSeq and is a predicted model, not a curated record. The coding region runs from base 83 to 1561 and encodes 492 amino acids. The transcript is spliced from 13 exons. NCBI's taxonomy places the organism in Eukaryota, Metazoa, Chordata, Amphibia, Anura, Bombinatoridae. Gene Ontology annotation, molecular function: hexosaminidase activity. Gene Ontology annotation, biological process: carbohydrate metabolic process.
UGAAAUCCGAGUUUCACACGUGGAUCCAGCACAUUGGACAGGGCCGUAGGCCUGAGCAAUCGAGAGCAGAGAAGACGGAGUCAUGGAUGGAGAUACUUAUGGAGCCAGCAGAGUGUCGGCAGCAGCAGAACGGGUGGAAUUUAACUUGAUUUUGGUUCAUCUAGAUCUUAAAGGGGCGCCACCCAAGGUCUCUUAUCUAGCAGAGGUCUUCCCACUGUUUUCCGCCCUGGGAGCGAAUGGCUUGCUGAUAGAGUAUGAGGAUACGUUCCCUUACUGUGGGCAGCUGGCGUCAUUACAGGCGGUGCAUGCUUACAGCCCACAAGAAAUUGCGGAAAUCUUACAGCUGGCGAAGCUUCAUCGCCUAGAAGUCAUCCCGCUGGUACAAACAUUUGGUCACAUGGAGUUUGUGCUAAAGCACAGGGAGUUCUCCCACCUGCGGGAAGUUCCGGCUUAUCCCAACAGCUUGAACCCACACAGAGAAGAGUCGCACCAGCUGCUGCAGGCUAUGAUUAGCCAGAUGAUGGCGCUGCACCCGGGCGUCCGCUGGCUCCACAUUGGCUCUGAUGAGGUUUAUUACCUAGGAGAAGGGGAGGAGUCCCAGCAGCAACGUUCUGAACUGUCUUUGUCUGUGGAAGACAUUUUCCUGUCUCACCUCAGGGCGGUGGCUGCACAUGUAGUGACUUCCUACCCUGGUGUCACACCAAUUGCAUGGGACGACAUGCUUCGUGGUGCUAGCGCUCAGGCACUGGCAGAAUCGGGUGUACCUCAGCUAGUGGAGCCAAUGAUCUGGGAUUAUACGCCUAAUCUCGACGUUGAAAACCAAAUUGCUUUGGUGAAUAAAUACCGGGAAUGUGGUUUUCAAAAGAUCUGGUUUGCUAGCGCUUUUAAAGGAGCCACAGGAGCCAACCAGCAGAUGACACAUAUUGGGCAUCACCUAGAAAACAACAAGCGUUGGCUGCAAGUGGCACAGAGAAUUCCUAGGGUCAUGCUCCGAGGACUGGCACUGACAGGCUGGCAAAGGUACGACCAUUUCUCAGUGUUGUGUGAGCUGCUACCUGUAGCAAUUCCGUCCCUGGCUGUCUGUCUGCAGAUGCUGAGAUACGGCUCGUUCUCUGAUAAGGUGAUUGCUGCUGUCAAGUCACUUAUAGGAAUGUCACAAGUGGAAACCGAAAACUUCAUCAGUGAUCCUACAGGGACCUUUCCAGGUAGCGAUGUCUUCUCACUCGUUGCUCAUGUCACCUUCUUCCUGAAGCCGUCGGUGAAAGACGUUCUGGAAGGAAACCGGUUUGUUACCGGCUGGUUCAGUCCAUAUCACAGGAAGAAAAGAAUCAUUCAUCCCAUCAUGGUGAAUCAGAUCCAGCCAGAUGCCGUCAGCCAACUGACCAGAUGGACGUCUGUCCUGGAGGAUUUGCGAGCAGCGCUGUUGCGAAUAUAUCCCCCAAAUAUAGCCGAGGAAUGGAUGGAAGAGAAUGUUCUGCCUUAUUUUCUGCCUCUGCAACAGCUGGUGGACGAUCUGAAUCUCGCGCUCGCUCAGGAUUGCUCCCAAGCAGUCUCGCUCUAACUACACAAACUGACACAUUGUGCGAAAGCAGACGAGGACCAACGUCACCCAGUUCUACAGUGGUUACUAUUGAAACUUGCCCUGCGCCUCACCACGAAUAUUCAGCUUCCCAACAUCUCAGCUUUUAAUAUCAACAUAAUGUUAACCAAAAAUAGGGUAUCAGGCUGCUAUGGGGCUCAGUAUAUAUUGUGUUCAGUUUUGCUCCAUUUCUCUAUUGUGGAGCUUGUGCUGCAAAUGGGCUCAGUAAAUGUUAAAGGGACAUAAAGGUACAAAGGAACUUUGCAGGGGUUGAACAUAUUUAUAUGCAAGCAAUAGUGAAAUAAUAAAUUGCUCCAGCUAAUAACGUUCUGCAGGGUUAGCUGGGCAUCAUAAUGUGAUCAUGUUCCCUCCACAGUAGCGCUAUGGUCCAACAAACAUCUGGGAGAGGUAUAUCCUUGGGUUUUAUAGUGUUUGCUUAUUAAAGGGGCAUCAAAGUCAGCAUUAAACGUCCAUGGUUCAGAUAGAAACUUAUGGAUUUACUAAUAUUAUAAAAUAUAUUUCCCUCUUAAUACAGGGAGAGUCCACAGCUGCAUUCAUUAC